UCCAACGGAGAACCCGGGGACGGAUAAAAUUUAAUAAAUAUAUCCAUUAAAUAUUUUAUCCGAUACUUAUUUCAUGCACUUACAUCACUGUGUCUGAGUUUUCUGGUGCACAAACAUUUUAAGUAAACGCGGACUCUCUUUUCUUAAAGUUUCGAAGUUGUUGGCGCAAUCAAAACUCUGCGUGUCGAAGAUAAUAAAUAAUCCUACAUUCCUUAAAACUAUGAUGUGGUGGGGGCUAUGGUGCGUGGUUGUGGUGGCUGGCGGGGCUAGUGCCGCGAUGGCGCCCGCGCCUGAUUCCCUCCCACCACUCACACCUCUCGACUUAGUACAAAUUGACCCUCCUGCUCCUGAUGACGAGAGUGUCAGCUAUGCUGUACCGGCAAUGGGAGGCCGCUAUGCGGGCUCACCCUGGCUUUACUUACUCGCUGAGAUGCCACACGAUUCACAGGUUGGCCGCCAGCGAGAGAAGCGCCGCAUGCCAUCUCUGUCCAUCGACCUGCCGAUGUCCGUGCUGCGGCAAAAGUUGAACCUCGAAAAGGAAAGGAAGGUCCAGGCGCUAAGAGCUGCAGUUAAUAGAAACUUCUUGAAUGAUAUUGGCAAGCGAGGCUGGAAGUGGUCUCCUUCGAUAGAGGCGGGUAAUCUUUAAGCACGUCUCCCCAACUGUUCCAGAAUUUCUGUAUACCUACUCUAGCUUAUAUACCCACAAAAUAAUGAAGAGAUACGCAAUAAAAAUAUGUUACUGAUCGAGUGAAAUUUAUCUAAUU
Messenger RNA from Achroia grisella, 764 nucleotides. Its product is annotated as diuretic hormone 1-like. The coding region runs from base 221 to 646 and encodes 141 amino acids. Gene Ontology annotation, molecular function: hormone activity. NCBI's taxonomy places the organism in Eukaryota, Metazoa, Arthropoda, Insecta, Lepidoptera, Pyralidae. The record is from RefSeq and is a predicted model, not a curated record. The transcript has 6 exons. Gene Ontology annotation, cellular component: extracellular region.